ACAGGCACGAUGCAUUUCCAGGACGAGGCCGGACGGACCCUCAUCCUCCGUGGCGUCAACCUCGCCGACGGCAAGUUCCCCCUGGGCCAGCCUACAUACCACCUCGACACACUCAACGACACGCCUGGCCGGGGUCUUCCCGGCGAGGACAGCAACCACAAGAAUAAUGGCGUCACCACCAGCAGUGCCUCCUCCCACCCAGCUGCGACCACAACAGACGCCCACACCCACCUCGCGCGCCUGCGCUACUUGGGCUUCAACAUCCUCCGCAUCCCGGUGGUCUGGGAGGCCCUGGAGCAUGCCGGGCCGGGGGUCUACGACGACGCAUACAUCGCGUACGUCCGCACGCUGGUCGAGCUCUGCACCGCGGCGCCGUACCACUUCCGCGUCGUCAUCAACCCGCACCAGGACCUCUGGUCGCGCCUCGCGGGGGGGAGCGGCGCGCCCCUGUGGACAAUCCACGCGUGCGGCCUGGACGACCGGUUCUUUGGCGAGACGCACGCCUGCGUGCGGUACGCCGAGUGGCCACCCGAUGAGAAGGACCGGGCUAGGAAGGACCCCAAGGCCAUCCCGCCGAUGAUGUGGACGACGAACCACAACCGGCUGGCGACGAUGACCAUCUUUGCACUGUUCUUUGCCGGCAGGACCAUCGCGCCGAAAUGCAGGCUGCGGUAUCCCCGCGAACAGACGCAGCUGCAGCUGCAGCAGGGCGAUGGAGUCGGAGGAGAAGACGAGGCGGCCGAUGAGAAUAUCCAGGACUUCCUGCAGCGGCAUUAUUUCGCGGCGUACGGCCGGCUCAUGGCCGCGCUGGGUGAUUUGCCUUUUGGCUAUGACAGCAUGAACGAGCCCGAGCCCGGAUACAUUGGCCUCAAGGACCUGGGCACCACUGAGCGCGACACGGCCAAGAUUGGCAGCAACCCGACGCCCAUCGAGGGCAUGCGCCUGGGGAUGGGGAUGGAGCAGGAAGUCGACGAGUACCGGCUGGGCAAGACGGGCCCGCAUAAAUCAAGCCGGAUGACGAUCAAGCCCUCCCGGGGCUGCUGGCUGGACAAGGAGGAUCCGCGGUGGGAAUUUGUCCGGGCGCCGGAGUGGGAGAUGGGGCAGUGCGUGUGGGCGCUGCACGGGGUGUGGGAUAGCAAGACGGGGGGCUUGCUGCAGAAGGACUACUUCCACAAGGAAGAGAACGACAAGGAGGGCAGGCUGUCGUUCCUGUCGAGUUACUGGCAAGAGUAUAAUCGCAAGUGGCAGGCCGUAGUCCGCGAGCACUCAAAGACGGCAAUCGCAUUCAUCCAGCCAACGGUCUUCUCGCCGCCGCCGCCCAGGGACCCGGUCGAGAAAGGGCAGGACAGGCUCAUCGCGUACUCGCCACACUACUACGACGGACUGACCGUCAUGCACCGGCACUGGCACGAGCGGUGGAACGCUGACGUGGUGGGCCUCCUGAGGGGCCACCACAAGACCAAAGUGACGGGCCUGCGCCUGGGCAAGGACAAUGUGCGCAAGGGUAUCGGAGCCCAGCUUGGCGUCCUGGCGAGCGACACGCCGGACAUCCCGACGCUCAUUGGCGAGAUGGGGAUCCCGUUCAAUCUCGAUGACGGCAAAGCUUAUCGCAAGGCCGACAGCGACGGUGCCGGCGACUACACGGACCACGUCAAGGCGCUCGACGCCGUGUUGCAGGGCUGUGAUGCGCAUCUCCUCAACUACACGAUCUGGGCCUACUCGCCCAUCAACACGCACGAGUGGGGAGACCACUGGAACGGCGAGGACCUGUCGAUAUAC
Microdochium trichocladiopsis is the source of this 1779-nucleotide messenger RNA. Its product is annotated as glycoside hydrolase superfamily. Gene Ontology annotation, biological process: ergosteryl 3-beta-D-glucoside catabolic process. The transcript is spliced from 4 exons. NCBI's taxonomy places the organism in Eukaryota, Fungi, Ascomycota, Sordariomycetes, Xylariales, Microdochiaceae. The annotation marks the transcript as partial. The record is from RefSeq and is a predicted model, not a curated record. Gene Ontology annotation, molecular function: steryl-beta-glucosidase activity.